This is a messenger RNA of Vanessa atalanta (red admiral), 1448 nucleotides long. RefSeq names its product probable inactive tRNA-specific adenosine deaminase-like protein 3. The transcript has 2 exons. Gene Ontology annotation, cellular component: cytoplasm; nucleus. Gene Ontology annotation, biological process: tRNA wobble adenosine to inosine editing. Gene Ontology annotation, molecular function: tRNA-specific adenosine-34 deaminase activity. NCBI's taxonomy places the organism in Eukaryota, Metazoa, Arthropoda, Insecta, Lepidoptera, Nymphalidae. The coding region runs from base 321 to 1412 and encodes 363 amino acids. The record is from RefSeq and is a predicted model, not a curated record.
UCCUGUUCAUAAUAUCAGCCAAUCGCAUUGCUACGUAUUCUAAUCAUACCUUCAGACGUCAAUGAUAAGCCACGUUUUGUAAUUGAAACCAUUUUACUUUUAGUAUUAUGUCUAAUGGCUGCGUUAUUUUACUAAUUUACGUGUGUGACAAAUAAAUACAAUUUAGCUUACCGAAGAAAUUACUACAUUAAACGUGCUUCAAGUUUCUAUAAUCACGGAUAUACAUAAAGCUUCACGAAGAAAUUACGCCAUCUAUGAAAUUUUAGUGCUGCAGUCGGUGUUUGCAAAGAAAUAUAACAAGUAUAAAGACAGGAUAUGAAAUGGAAAUCGGACCACCAGUGAAGAAAUUAAAACAUUCAGACAGCCACUGUGAAAUUCCCACCGACAUCUUCGAUAGAUAUAUACAAUUGAUUGAUAAUAAGAAAAAUUUAAAAGCAGUUCUCAGUGAUGAGUUUGAUUCACCGCUGAAGUUGGUUAAAGUAUUCGUCGGUCAUAUAAAAGAUGUGAAGAAUAUAUCAAAAACAAUUCUAACAUUGAAUCAAAAGAUUCCAUUGAAGGAACUGCAACAUUUGAAGAGAGUGCGACGGCAGGAUGUGAUUCUGUGUCCGACAAAUUUCUUUAAUGACACAUCAUCGAUACAAGAUUUUAUUGAGUGUUACGUGCCCGAGUUGAAAGAUAUGUUUGAAUAUUUCAAGCAAGUCGAAGUGCCUUUGAAUCCUCCAAAAAUCGACAGACAUUUUCAAGAAACGAAACGCAUCUGGUCGUGCAACUUUCAUCCCAAUAAAUACUUGGAAAAACUGACGGGAGAUGAAUUCUUUCCCUCAUAUGAUUUAAAAAAUCACAGAUUAUACAUGAAAGUAGCUUUCGAAGUUGCAAAAUUUUAUUCAAUUAAGUAUAACAUUGAUUCUAUUGACAGGACAUUUAAAAAUAUAAAUGCAACGAUAGUCGUUGAUCCGAAUUUGCAGAGCAUUGUUGCUUUGUCUUUUGAUAAUAGACAAGCCCAUCCUGUACAGCAUUCAGCGAUGCUUGCCAUAGACAAUGUGGCAAAGACACAAGAUGGUGGUGUAUGGAAUUUAAACAAAAAUAACAAUGAAUAUGUUGGCAUACCAGAAGAUGUGUUGCCAUAUUUAAAAGAAAAAUUUCCAUCUUUGAAAUAUUAUCAAAAAGAGUAUAAGAAUGUUCUGGAAGAUAAAAACAAAUCAAAAGAAGGGCCCUAUUUAUGCACUGGUUAUUAUAUUUAUAUGUUAAGGGAACCGUGUGUGAUGUGUUCAAUGGCGUUGGUGCAUUCUCGGGUACAGCGCGUUUUCUUCUCCAUCGACAAUGAUGAAUGUGGAGCUUUGAAGAGUAAGACUAAACUGCAGACUGUUGCAUCGUUGAAUCACCAUUUUGAGGUGUUUACGGGUUUUUUAUAAUUCAAAUGACAUAUCAAUAUUAAAAUUAUUGUUAAA